Penicillium soppii is the source of this 417-nucleotide messenger RNA. RefSeq names its product hydrophobin family protein. Gene Ontology annotation, molecular function: structural constituent of cell wall. NCBI's taxonomy places the organism in Eukaryota, Fungi, Ascomycota, Eurotiomycetes, Eurotiales, Aspergillaceae. The record is from RefSeq and is a predicted model, not a curated record. Bases 1 to 417 code for a protein of 138 amino acids. The transcript is spliced from 3 exons. Gene Ontology annotation, cellular component: fungal-type cell wall.
AUGAAGUUCUUCAUCCCCGCCGUCCUCUUUGCUGCUACUGCCAUGGCCUUGCCUGGCCACGGUGGCCCCAUUGGACAAGCAUCCGACAACAAGGUUGAGGAUGCUGUUGCCAAGUGCGGCAAUGGGGCCGAGGUGUCUUGCUGCAAUAAGGUCACCAAAACCGAGGGUGUCAGCCAGAACAACGUUGGUGUUCUGUCCAACGUUCUCGGUGCGGUUGGCAGCGAGGGCCUUGGUCUUGGCCAGGGCUGCACUCAGCUUGACAUCCCAGUUUCCGUCCUCGGCGCCGCUGGACUGACUGACUUCCUCAAGAAGAAUUGCCAGCAACAAAUUGCCUGCUGCCAGAAUACCAACUCCCAGGCUAAUGGCAACCUCGUUGGGGUGGCCGUCCCCUGUGUCAGCUUCGGCGGCCUGCUGUAA